Dunckerocampus dactyliophorus (ringed pipefish) is the source of this 2253-nucleotide messenger RNA. RefSeq names its product zinc finger and SCAN domain-containing protein 30-like. Gene Ontology annotation, molecular function: DNA-binding transcription factor activity; RNA polymerase II cis-regulatory region sequence-specific DNA binding. Bases 304 to 1611 code for a protein of 435 amino acids. Gene Ontology annotation, biological process: regulation of transcription by RNA polymerase II. The transcript has 3 exons. Lineage: Eukaryota; Metazoa; Chordata; Actinopteri; Syngnathiformes; Syngnathidae. The record is from RefSeq and is a predicted model, not a curated record.
UCGGGUCAUUUGCGCAUGACACAUCAUGAGAUAGCGCUGUUGUAACGUCCAGUGUGCUAGCUGCAAUGAAAGUACAUUGAAGAACAAUGAAGCUAGCAGGAGGCUAAUAAGUCAGUGUUAUUGUUUGUUCUAUAUUAUGUACAUAUUUAUGCCAUAUACACGGCAGGAAAAGAUCGUCUCAGUGCGUGAGAAGCUUCUCAAGCUAGCAUAGCUUGAUAGCUGCUAACAAAGAGAAGCGGAAGUGAUCGAAACAUCGCUAAGCGGAGGUCAAGUGUGAGUGUAAAGUGUUGUGAUUGCGUGAAAAUGUGUAAAGUACAAAUGCUGAGAGCGUUGGUGAACCAGCGACUAACUGCGGCUGUUGAAGAAAUAUUUGUAGUGUUGGAAAGAACGAUAGCAGAGUAUGAGGAAGAACUUUACCGAACAAAACAGGAGAACCAGCGACAACGUCAACUACUGGACGCUGUUUUCAAGAAGCCUCAAGAUGAACUACGCAGGGCAGAUGUCAGUGAAGAAGAUCUUCCCCUUGAGCAGCAGGAACGGAGUACCAGGGUGGAGCAGGAGGAGCCACAGACCCCCCACAUUAAAGAGGAAGAAGAGGAGGCUGAUAUCUCCAAGUUGCCAGUGAUUCGUGUCAUUGUGAAGAGUGAAGAUGAUGAAGACAAAGGAGAAAGUGAGGAGAUGAGAGAGGUUGAGCCUCCAAGCAGCAGCUCAACUCAACACAUGACAACAGAAGCUGAUGGAGACCACGGUGGAGGAUCACAAGCAGACGACUUCUUAGCUCCGCUAUCAGAUAGUGACGACACCACGUCACACUCUCCUGACACUGCUGAUGAAGGCUCCAAAGAUCCUAAAGAUGAUAUGACAUGUCACACUGACAACACAAACUUUAAAUGCUCGCAGUGUGACAAAACGUUUGUCAGCAAGAGAAAUCUGAAAAGACACAUGAGCAUCCACACAGCAGAGAAACCGUUCGAGUGUUCAGUUUGUGCCAAAAGAUUCCCUACAAAGGAACGUUUGACCGACCACAUGAGAACUCACGAAAAACGAUUCAUAUGCACAGUGUGCGGCAAAGGUUUUUCUGGAGGUCACCAUUUGAAAAGCCACACACGGACGCACACGGGGGAAAGACCGUUUGUCUGCUCAGUUUGUGGCCAAAGAUUCUCUCAAAAGUGCAGUUUGGACAAGCAUGCUGUCAUGCACACUGGAGAGAAAGCAUUCAGUUGUACAUUCUGUGGUCAGAAAUUCUGGCAGAAAGAGAUCGGUGAAGAAGGUCUUCCCCCUGAGCAGCAGGAGUGGAGCUCCACAGUGGAACAGGAGGAGCCACAGCCCCCACACAUUAAAGAAGGACAGGAGGAGCCAGAUCCCGCAUACAUUAAAGCAGAAGAGGAGGAGGAGCCAGAGCCCUCCCAUGUUAAAGAGGAAAAGCCAGAGGCUCCACUGAUUAAAGAGGAGGUAAGAGAGCCUACCCACAUUAAAAAGGAGGAGCCAAAACCACCCACGUUAAUAAAGAUGAGGAGUCAGAGCCCCACAGACAUUAAAGAAGAAGAGGAGGAGGUUGAUAUCUCCGUGUUCCAUUUGAUUUGUGUCCCUGUAAAGACUGAGGAUGCGUAACUUUGUUGAAUGCCGUCGCAAGGCCUGCGUGUGCACAUGAACAUGGGGGGUGCACAGGUUCCACUGAACACAAAACGAGAUGAAACUUGUGGAAGGUAAGUUUAAGAAGACGCAUGAGGAGCCACGCAGGAGAGAAACCAUUCAUGUGCUAAUUUGGCGCUGCGCAUUUCUCUCUGGUGGGAAAAUAUUUUCAUGUUCAGUGAGCAAGAGAUGUCUCGGCCCCCAGUGCAUAUCUGGUGGGUCAUGUGAAAACCUGAUGGCGAGCAUUUAGUUGAAGCUGCAGUGCUCAGAAUAAACUGUCAAGAGUUGGACUGCUGUCACUUGGAGAAUUACACAAAUGUGUCUCUAUCAAUCAGCGUGUUCAUCACAUGCAUGCAAAGCAAAACUGCCCUGUUUUUAUUUUGAAGCUUACUUUGCACUGAACAGGACGUUAAUGUGUGCACGAUUUAUGCCAAGUAACGAGACUAAAGGUAUGCUGCCUAGGAUCAUUGGAAUCAAAUUACAACUAUUAUUGUAUCUGUUUUGAUACGUCUAACUCAUUUUCUCACAGGUUUGUGUUAAGUGCAUGCCUCACCUCAUUUCUAAACAAUACAUCAAAUCUAAAAUAAUUCAGCUGUCAUUAAAUCUACAAUUAUUUUUUGA